Messenger RNA from Psilocybe cubensis, 1767 nucleotides. RefSeq names its product Putative transcriptional regulatory protein. The transcript has 9 exons. Gene Ontology annotation, molecular function: zinc ion binding; DNA binding. Lineage: Eukaryota; Fungi; Basidiomycota; Agaricomycetes; Agaricales; Agrocybaceae. The record is from RefSeq and is a predicted model, not a curated record. The coding region runs from base 1 to 1767 and encodes 588 amino acids. Gene Ontology annotation, biological process: DNA-templated transcription.
AUGGCUGCCAAACAGGCUGCUACCAUGAGGAGUUUGGUCACUGGUCAGCCUGACACUGGAUUAGAUCCGAAGCACUAUAUGAGAUCCCAAUUUUGGUCCAUGAAUCCAUGGGAGCACGCCUACAUUACAUCUUCUGAAUCGACAUACGUUUAUCCUGAGCCUGAUCUCCUCCUGGAGUUGGUGACGGUGUAUUUUGAGAAGACAAAUGCCCUUAUUCCGAUUGUUCACGAGCCUUCUUUUAUGAAAGGUCUCCUGUCGGGAAAGCAUCACGUUGAUCCAUCGUUUGGACAAAUUGUGCUUUUAGUCUGUGCUAAUGGAGCUAGAUAUUCUACAGACCCCCGUGCAUGCUAUGCACCAGAAUCUCAGCAUUCGAGUAUGUCUAACGGUUGGCAAUUUUUCCGUCAAGUACCGUUACAUCGACGGCAAAUGUUCUACACAACUACCGUCUAUGAUUUACAAUACUACGCUGUCAGUAACCCCUUGAUUAGAGUUGACCUGAAACUUAUGAUGAUCCAGCUUGCUGCAAUCUUCGUGAAUGGUUCAGCGCUGUGCUCUGUUUCUUCCAAUAUUGUGGGCAUUGGACUACGCUACGCCAUAGAAAUAGGAGCUCAUCGCAGAAAUGGCCAAACUCAACCUUCAUUUGAGAACGAACAUUCGAAACGGGCAUUCUGGGUACUUUUCUGUUUAGAUGCUCUUCUAAAUUCGUUCUACGGCAGACCUGCUGGAAUCUCGCAUGACAGUUUUGAUUUGGAGUAUCCAGUUGAAUGCGACGACGAAUACUGGGACCACGAAGACCCACAGAAACGUUUUAGACAACCGCCUGGAAAGCCCUGUUCCAUGUCGAACUUUAUCCACUUGAUCAAGCUGUGCGAAAUCCUCAGUUUCUCGUCCAGAACCCUAUAUUCCACGAAGAAAUCUAAACUCGUUUCAGGGUACUUUGGAGAGGACUGGGAGAUGCGAAUGGUUGCCGAACUGGAUUCUUCACUCAAUAAAUGGAGAGCAGCGCUACCUUCUCACCUCCAAUGGGAUCCUCUGCGAGAAGACGAGAAGUUCUUCCAACAGUCAGCUAAUCUAAAUUCCAUAUUUUUCUACGUACAGAUUCAAGCCCAUCGCCCAUUCUUGAUUAAAAAAUCGAAGCUAUCACUCACAUCGGUCAUCAUGUGCACGAACGCUGCUAGAUCAUGUUCUGGGAUACAGGAAGCUGCGAUGGCGAGGGAUUGUCGCGUACUUCCUCAUACAACGUAUAUAGCAUUUACCGCGGGGAUAGUAUCUGUUCUUUGCCUAUGGAGCAGUCGUUGCCCAGGUUACGUUGGUGAUCCACAGAAAGAAUCAGAAAAUCUUCUUAGAUGUGUCAGUGUCCUCAAGAAAUGCGAAAAACUGUGGCAUAGUGCUGGCUCGUUUCGUGAUGUCCUGUGUGAAGCUGGCGCGCUUGAUAGAUCUGAAAUUGAUGGUCCUUCACCCGAAAAUUCCAGCGGCACCAUUCAGCUACCUGACCCGUUCAAAACCAUAUUCUCUCCGCCGUUACAAGAUGAUGCAACUUGGUCGAACAAUUGGGACUACACUGGACUGUUCCUCGCAGAAAUGGGACAUCGUGAGCUACAGAGCUCCGAGAUAAACCAUCCUCAAUUGGCACCGUCAGGACUAGGUCUGCCCAAUAAUUCUGAUCCAUCAGUGAGCAACACUCCUAUAGAAUGGAGCAGUAAUACUGCGGGAUAUCCCGGCUAUCCUCGCUAUGAAGGCUGGGAGCAAUACGCUCGUCACGUUUAA